AUGCGCCCUGCUGCUAGUCCGUCCUCUGGGGCGCGCCCUGGCGGCUUUCAGCAGCAGACGAGCGACAGGAUUGCACACAGGGCGUGCCUCUCGCAGCGGUCAAAGCGGCGAGCAUCGCCGGUGCUGGCAGCGGCGGCGACGGGCAUAGAGGCGGUGGGCGGCGUGCGCCCCGAGAUUGACGCCGCCGUCCUGCAGGCCCUCGGCCAGUGCCUCACCGACACAGACCUUGGCAUGGGCAAGAAGUACAAGGGCAAGGUGCGGGACACAUACGACCUGGGCGACAAGCUGGUCAUCGUGACCACCGACCGGCAGAGCGCGUUUGACCGCCUGCUGGCCGCCAUCCCCUUCAAGGGCCAGGUGCUCAACCAGACCUCGGCCUGGUGGAUGCAGCAGACGCAGCACAUCGUGAAGAACGCGCUGCUGUCGGUGCCUGACGCCAAUGCAUGCAUCAUGAAGAAGUGCGGCGUGUUCCCGGUGGAGUUUGUGUGCCGCGGGUUCAUGACGGGCAGCACCGACACCUCGCUAUGGACUCACUACAAGAACGGGGCGCGAGAGUACUGCGGCAACACCUUCCCUGACGGCAUGCGCAAGAAUGAGCGGCUGGCGCAGAACGUCAUCACCCCCACCACCAAAGCAGAGGACCACGACGAGCCCAUCAGCCCCGCAGACAUUGUGAGGCAGGGGCUCAUGUCGCAGGAGGAUUGGGAUGCGGUGAGCACCGCGGCGCUGCAGCUGUUUGCGUUUGGGCAGCAGCAGGCGGCCCAGCGCGGGCUGCUGCUGGUCGACACCAAGUAUGAGUUUGGAAAGGACGAGGCGGGCAACAUCCUGCUGAUUGACGAGAUCCACACACCCGACAGCAGCCGCUACUGGCUGGCUGACACGUACGAGCAGCGGCAUGCCCAGGGCGAGGAGCCCCAGAACAUCGACAAGGAGUUCCUGCGCCUCUGGUUCCGAGCCAACUGCGACCCAUACAACGACGCGGUGCUGCCCGAGGCGCCAGCGGAGCUGCGGUGCGAGCUGUCCAGGCGGUACGUGCUGCUGUACGAGAAGAUCACGGGGCAGCAGUUCCAGCCAGCCCCGCUGGACGAGGAGCCGGCGCAGCGCAUGCGCCGCAGCGUGGCGGCGGCGCUGGAGGCGCUGUGA
This is a messenger RNA of Chlorella variabilis, 1143 nucleotides long. RefSeq lists its product as hypothetical. The record is from RefSeq and is a predicted model, not a curated record. Lineage: Eukaryota; Viridiplantae; Chlorophyta; Trebouxiophyceae; Chlorellales; Chlorellaceae. Gene Ontology annotation, molecular function: phosphoribosylaminoimidazolesuccinocarboxamide synthase activity. Bases 1 to 1143 code for a protein of 380 amino acids. Gene Ontology annotation, biological process: 'de novo' IMP biosynthetic process. Gene Ontology annotation, cellular component: cytoplasm; chloroplast stroma. The transcript has 9 exons.